ACGAUCAGUCCUGUCUCCGCAUUGAUAAACCUUUGUGGUGACUUACGACUCUGAUCUAUUUCUAAACAAGCUAGAUAUCAAACUGUACAGUGUAGAGCCUAACCAUGAUUAUAUCAUAAGUGUAAACUCUAGGACAGAUCAAAGCAGAGGGUUGAAAGGCUAAAUUGAGUUUACCUGAACCCUGGAGCAGGAUGGAUCAACAAGUGUUCAGCUAAAGGUUGAGUGAGGUUGAGGUAUCUGGGUAUGAAGGGAGUAAGAUGGAUCCAUCCUUUGAUCCUGAUCUGUGUGAACCCUGUUCUCCUGAUGGAUCAUUCCUACAGGCACAACAAGCACGACGUGCACUUUGCCGGGUUCUUCCCAACCUCUCUAGGAUACAUGGAGACCAGUAUAGGACAAGGAGUGAUGCCUGCAGUAAAACUAGCAAUCAGACAUGUGAAUAAAUCUCCAGUAGUUCUACCUCAUAAUAGGAUUAGAAUGCAUUGGAAUAAUACUGCUUGUAACCCUGGAGUUGGGUUGAAGUCCCUGUUUGAUAUGGUUCACCAGGAACCAAGGAAGGUUAUAUUAUUCGGAGAUGCCUGCAGUAAUGUAACUGAUCAGAUCGUCAAAGCUGCUCGUCAUUGGAACCUUGUUCAGGUAACAUAUGCUGACACUCACCCGAUGUUCACUGCCCGUAGCUUCCCGCAUUUCUUCCGCGUGGUUCCAUCUGAAAACCAGUUUAACAAUCCCCGGCUAGCCCUGCUCCGCCAGUUCAACUGGACACGUGUUGGUACCUUAUAUCAGAACGAAGCUCGUUAUUCUUUGGCACACAACGAUUUGAUUAUGGAACUCGAAUCAAAUGAUUUCGACGUCGUUGUGUCGCAGAGUUUCAAUGACGAGUUGACGACGCAGCUCGACGCCAUGAUGGAGAACGACGUGAGAAUCAUUCUUGGAAACUUUAAUCAAACUUGGGCCAGUGUUGUGUUUUGUGAUGCGUACAGGAAGAAAGUGUACGGAGAGAAGUUUCAAUGGUUGAUUGUUGGUAUGUACGAGUCAGACUGGUGGAGAAGAGAGGACCCAUCCUUGGAGUGUACUUCCGAGCAGAUAUUAGAAGCUCUGAACGGAACCCUGGUGGUGGAAAUUCAAACUAUAUCUUCCAACGGAAAUGCAACAACAAUUUCUGGAAAGACGCCUAUUGAGUAUGAGAGAGAGUAUGAAUCUGAAUCUCUGAAGGCAGCUCGGGAGUAUACCCGGAGAAAUAAAAGAUCCGACUCUCCACCCAAUAUUUACUCCAGGUUUCAUGGAUACGCCUACGACGGUAUCUGGGCAAUAGCCCUAGCAAUACAUGCAGUUAACGAGGAAGCUAAAUUAAACAACCAGACAAUGCUGGACUUCAAAUACAGGGAUGUAGAAUGGGAACAGAGGUUUAUUAAAGCUCUCAGUCUCACUUCUUUUCAAGGUGUAACGGGUCGAGUACAGUUCAAGGAAAAUAGUCGGAGAGGAACUAUACUUAUCAACCAAAUCAUAGGUGACGAGGAGAAAUGUGUCGGAGAAUAUUCCGGAGUAACAAGAACCCUACACAUGGAACGAUGCAACCAGAUAUCCUGGAACAAGGUUCCCAAGGAUCGAACUGUGACGAGGAUCGAACUGACAAGGGUUAAUCUGACGAUCUAUUCGAUCCUUGUAGUGGUAGCUUCUCUUGGAAUAGUUACAGGAUUAGGUUUCCUAGCUGUCAACAUCAAGUAUAGGCAUCAAAAGCAAAUUAAGAUGAGUUCUCCGAACCUGAAUAAUCUAAUCAUCAUUGGAUCUAUUCUCUGCUACACCAGUGUUAUUAUACUAGGCCUGGAUUCUACACUCACAUCUCAGGAUAGUGAACUAGAGAACAUAUUCAUGCAUCAUAGAAUAGACCUGGAACCAGGUUUAAUCAAUAACUUGAAUAUCUCCAUGGUUAGUAUAAUUAAUAUGAUGAUUAAGAUGUAUUUUCAAUAUGACGGUAUCUCCAUGAUAAUAGAACUACGACGGGAUCCAUUGGGUGUAUCGGCCAAAGAGAAACCUCACAUUAGAUCCGGGGGUAACAAAGUCAAGGUUAACUCUACUCUACAAUCUCUAGAUGAUAAACUUAGGAUUGCAAAUAAGGUGAAGAGUAAGUAUCAGGGUUUAAGGUUGGAGAAAGAUGAGAUCCUUGAGUCAAUGUAUAGACAGGUUGGAGAUGAAGCUCAAGCUAUUCUACAGAACGGAGGAACUAAACGAGCUCUAGAUAUACCUAAAGGUGACGUAUCCCUGGUUAGAGUAGAAGAAGGAGAACAUAGUUUCUGUUUAUCUGAACCCAGCAGCUCCAAGGAGAGCGCAGACUCAGAUGAAACCCGGAAACUGGGACCUAACUCUCCUCCUCUGGGUAAGAUGAGACCUGACGGACCAGGUUCAAUCAAGGAGAAGAGUUCAACCAAUGGAAUGGUUUUGAAUGACGGAAAACUGAGUGUUGGACACUCAACUAACUGUGAUAUGAAUCAAACUUAUCAGGAUAACGUGGAGAAGGAGACACCGCUGCAAUCAAUCAAUCAAUCAAGAGAGAAAAUAUUUUCCCCCAUUAAUGAUACACAACCUGAUAAUAACUCUGUACAAAUGCUUCCUAGACAACUCUCUGAACGGGUCAAUCCCGCUAAUCCUGGUCUACUAGGAGACAGAACAAACCAGGAAUAUUCGGUUAAAUGCCGAUCCCAGGAUUUAAAUCUUUCAGACAACCUUGAAUCUGGUUGUCAAUCUAAUCAGAUUUUCCAAGUUGCUGCGGGCACCUGGAGCGGAGACAAAUCUAAUCUAUCCAGGAGACAAAGCUGUCCUUGUCAUGUUAGACAUCCGGUUUUACACUCUCCGGUAGGAUGGCACACCCCACCUAACCAGGAUAUCUGGGAUUCCCCUGGUUUACCUCCGGAGGAAGGUUGGAUCUCUCCGCCUCCUGCUCCACCCUCAGGUUGGAACUCUCCCAGCAGCUGCAGCUGUAGCAGUGCAGACCAAGAGCUUCCAAUCAGCUGUUUCCACAAUGAGAGUCAACUUCACUGCUCCCACUCCUCUCCUCUUAACAUUGAGUGCUCGCAUCGAGCAUCUAGAGGACUGGAUUCCUCGAAUUCUCAUCUCUCCGAGUCCUGCUGUAGGCAUGGGAGCGAGCACUAUACAGAGGAAGGAUUCGGAGAUGCUGUAGAUGAAGAGAAUACUUAUUACAGGGUUGGAUGUGUAUCCGACCAGGGAGAAAGUACUCUAGAGGAUCAAGCAACACAAACUGAUGAUGAAGCAGAAGAUGAUCCACCGAUUAAACUCAGACGACCAACAAACUUCAAAAAUGGAGGAGUUCUCUGGAGUCAAGUUAGAUCACAAGAGGAGUUGAGUUCAGGAUUUCAAAGCUUGAAAAUAAAUCAGCAGGAGCUGGAAAUGAAGGGAAGCAUAAAACGACCAAAAACAAAGACGAAGAACUCUGCCGUGACUGCCGCGCCAAUAUUUCAAAGGUUGUUGGAUGGAGAGGAUACGCGGCAAUUAUCUAAACUGGUCUCGUGCCCAAAUAUUGCUGUUAAGUGUGAUAUAGUGGAAUAUUUGUAGAUAGUGUCACCCUGCCGGGUAUAUAUAUUUUACAAAACUCUACCCCACGCAAUUUAAUUAGGUUUUCUACGCUCUCUAAUUUUCGAAGAAAAGAAUGUGUGAGGAUAAAUACUUAUUAACGCGCACAAAUUUGAUUAAGGAACUCAACGCCUGUCUAAAACAGUAAUUUUCUAAUCCCUAUAUCUUUGCAACCUGACUGUGUAAACCUUUGAAUUUCCAUCUUGGACUAUUUGAUUUAAAAGCAUUUAUUGUGUGAAGUUUCAAAGGUCUAAGGCAUGAGAUUAAAAAGAUUUUAGAAUGAUAAAAUUUUAGUUUUAGGCAAGUGUUCAGUUUGUUUGAUGUUGUAUGAUGUUGUAUGAUGU
Molecule: messenger RNA, 3926 nt
Organism: Eurytemora carolleeae
Lineage: Eukaryota; Metazoa; Arthropoda; Copepoda; Calanoida; Temoridae
Exons: 21
Coding region: 244-3564 (1106 amino acids)
Biological process (GO): gamma-aminobutyric acid signaling pathway; G protein-coupled receptor signaling pathway
Cellular component (GO): membrane; G protein-coupled receptor heterodimeric complex
Molecular function (GO): G protein-coupled GABA receptor activity
Source: RefSeq, a predicted model, not a curated record